AUGGCCCCGAAGCGAUCAAGUCCCUCCUCUUCGGGUGAUACCCUGCCAGAUCAGAAGAGAACUCGACCUCAGCGGGGUGCUGCGACCAAAGCAUCCACCAUUAUCUCUCACGCUGCUCGAACUGAGAGCACUCUUGAACACAACCUCAGCAUCCCUCCCGAGGACCUGUUGCAUGAGACCUUGGCUCCCCUUAGGGAAGUGGAGCAGAACCAGUGGAAAGCAUGGGUGGAGAUUGAAUCUGACCCUGCCUUUUUCAACGGUUUGCUUCGCGACCUAGGCGCACAAGAUAUUAAGGUGACGGAGCUAUUCUCAGUGGACGAGGUUGACUUCCUCCCACAGCCUGUGCUAGGCUUCGUCCUGUUGUGCAAGUAUGCGGGGGAGGAUGACGAAGACACCGAGGAAGUACCGAAUUCACUCUGGUUCGCAAAUCAGACCAUGGCAAACGGAUGCGCCACUGUGGCCCUACUCAACAUCCUCAUGAACUCACCAGAGGUCGAGCUGGGGGAGAAACUGAGCGAGUUCAAGAGGACAACACAAGACCUCUCGUCCGUCCUACGGGGCUACCGACUCGAGUCCGAUGCAAGCAUGCGGACCAUCCACAACGCCUACGCCCGGCGCCUCGAGCUCCUUAACGCGGACCUCCUCCUCUCGAACGAGUACGACGAGUGUAAGGGCGUGCCCAAGGCCGAAGAGCCUCCCAAGAACCGCGGCAAGCGCAAAACCAAGGCCCAGAAGCGUCCCACCCCCAAGAAGAAGAGGACCGACGACGCAUGUCACUACAAGGCCUUCGUUCCCUUGGAUGGCAAGGUCUGGAUCCUGGACGGCCUGGAGUGGAAUCCCGUGUGCCUGGGUGAGGCGUCACCCGAUGCCUGGAUCCCCCUCGCCAUCGAGGAGCUCGUCAAGAAGCUGGCCGUUGCCGGUGACCUCUCGAGCAUCCUCGCCAUCUCCCAGAGCCCCACCGUCGCGCUGCGGAAGGAGCUCGCCGCCAACAUCAAGACCCUAUCGGCAGCGCGCGCUGCAAUCCCGGAUGACGCCAGGCCCGAGCCGGCGGAGGGCCGUUUCUACCUUGAGGACUUUAACGAAGUCCAGCUGCGGCACUACGGUGUUUCGUGGGCGAUGCUUGACGAGACCGAGCCGGACGAGUCGCGAUUGACGAGUGCUGACGGCUCUUCGAAACUCGAGCUUGUGCGGCAUCUCGAAACUGAGCAGGCCAGGAUUAAGAGCGAGUACAACCAGGAGAUGGGUCUCAUCCACGAGGUUGAGGAGAGCUGCACUGGCCGGAAGAAGAACUACAUGCCGCUCGCCAACAAGUGGGUUGAGAAACUCUCCAAGAUGGGUGUACUCGAGAGGCUGCUGGAUGAGUCCAAAUGA
Molecule: messenger RNA, 1371 nt
Organism: Diaporthe citri
Lineage: Eukaryota; Fungi; Ascomycota; Sordariomycetes; Diaporthales; Diaporthaceae
Exons: 2
Coding region: 1-1371 (456 amino acids)
Biological process (GO): ubiquitin-dependent protein catabolic process; protein deubiquitination
Cellular component (GO): cytoplasm
Molecular function (GO): cysteine-type deubiquitinase activity
Source: RefSeq, a predicted model, not a curated record